Messenger RNA from Diachasma alloeum, 1849 nucleotides. It is a transcript of the gene Spt-I, whose product is annotated as serine palmitoyltransferase 1. The transcript has 2 exons. Gene Ontology annotation, biological process: ceramide biosynthetic process; sphingosine biosynthetic process. The coding region runs from base 204 to 1610 and encodes 468 amino acids. The record is from RefSeq and is a predicted model, not a curated record. Gene Ontology annotation, cellular component: endoplasmic reticulum. Gene Ontology annotation, molecular function: serine C-palmitoyltransferase activity; pyridoxal phosphate binding. NCBI's taxonomy places the organism in Eukaryota, Metazoa, Arthropoda, Insecta, Hymenoptera, Braconidae.
UGAUGCGCCAACACAACCAAAGACACACCGGUUGAGUUUAUCGGAUCUAUAAAAAUGUAUCGAAAAGAUAAUUAAACAUAAUAGCCCAACCCAUGCCGCAAAUAGUCUCUCAAAAUUUGAGAAGAUUUCAAUUCACCUGGAGGAUAAUAAGUGAAGAAUUUGGACUUGAGUGCAUUUGCCAUUUAGCCUAAAAAAACAACACAAUGCCUGUAAAAUACAAAUUGUUGGAAUCGAUUAAUAUUUUUGGAAGUAGUGGUCAAUAUGAAAUAGUAAUUGGAACAUUUAUUGGAUUGUGGUUAAUUUGGUUUCUCUCAAAAUCACGGAAGACUAAACGUGUUGGAGUGAGCGAUGAAGAAGUUGAGAAGAAACUUGCGGAAUGGCGUCCAGAGAGUUUGGUGCCUGAAGUCGAUCAAAAUCAUCCAUUUCUAACACCAAGGCUCGUAUCUUCAAAGAUAGGCAAAAGGCUAACAAUUGAUGGAAGAGAUUGCUUGAAUCUGGCAACUCAUAAUUACUUUGGAUUUUUGGCAGACAAAAGAAUUGAAGAAAAGGCUAUUUCAACGACGAGGAAGUACGGCAUUGGAUCAUGUGGUCCCAGGGGCUUCUAUGGUACCGUUGAUGUCCAUUUAGACCUUGAGGAACGUCUCGCUAAAUUCAUGGAAGCUGAGGAGGCCAUUGUUUAUUCCUAUGGAUUCAGCACAGUUGCUUCAGCUAUCCCUGCAUACUGCAAACGUCGAGACAUCAUUUUCACUGAUGAAAAAGUCAACUUUCCUAUUCAGAAAGGUCUUGACGCAUCCAGAUCAACUGUUAAAUUCUUCAAACACAAUGACUCUGAGGACUUGGAACGUCUCUUGAUUGAGCAGGCACAGGUCGAAGCGAAAAAUCCGAAAAAAGCUGAGAAAAUCCGGAAGUUUCUCGUCAUCGAGGGAAUUUACAUGAAUACUGGACUGAUUUGUCCAUUGCCAGAACUUGUUGCUCUCUGCAGAAAAUACAAACUUCGACUUUUUAUUGAUGAAUCGAUUUCGUUUGGAACUCUCGGUCGCACUGGUAAAGGAGUAACGGAAUAUUUUGGAGUACCCAGGCAUCAAGUCGAUAUGAUUGUGGGUUCAUUAGAGUGGGCAGUGGCAUCGAUUGGUGGCUUUUGCGUUGGAUCCUCGUUCGUUAUUGAACAUCAAAGAUUAUCAGGACUCGGUUACUGCUUCUCAGCCUCCCUUCCACCCCUUCUAACAGCAGCUGCAAUUACCGCCAUCGAUAUCAUGGAACAGGAAUCGAAUGAUCUAUUCACAAAGCUCAGAGACAAUUGUAUCAAUCUCCACACCCGCCUCAGUAGAUUGCACCAUUUUGAGCUUUCUGCCCUACCCGAGUCUCCAGUGAAACAUCUGUUUUUGAGAAAGGAGCAGAAUCGCCAGGAAGAGGAUCAAUUGUUGAAGAAUAUAUCUGAUAAGUGCAUCAACAGGAAUUUAGCGAUUAUAACACCCGUUUAUCUCCAUACUGAAAGGCAAUUGCCUCGUCCUAGCUUGAGAAUAUGUGUUUCAAACACUCUUGAAGAGAAAGAUCUCGAUUUUGCUGUCGAAACGUUGGAGAAAUGUUCAAACGAGGUUUUUCAGUUAUAAUUGUUAGAGUAUUUCUUCCCUCUGAGAAAUAAGUAGGCAUUUUUAUCAUUUUUAUUUACGACUCAGAGCGGAUUAUAUUUAGUAUUUACCUAUCCACACGAACAAUUCCGAAUCAUUAUAAUAAUUCCAAUCAAUAGUCAAGUUAUAUUGGAGAAUAAAUUAUUUCAAUUUAUAUUUACUAAAGAAUUUGUGUAUUCAAUAAUUUGUGUUAAAAAUAAAUUCAUGACACUUGGUUUAAA